CAACAAUCCAACCAGAAAACCCCACCAAGAACCAUAACAACAACAACAACCACAUCAUCAUCAUCAUCAACAACAACAAAACCGCCAAGUCAUCAUGGUAUUCAACCCAACCAACUACCUCAGCAAGCAAGGUUGGAGUGGCCCAGGAAACGGAUUCACGACGACCAGCCGAGCAAAGCCAAUAACAGCCAUCCAGAAGAAGAACCAUUUCGGCAUCGGCAAGGACAGGGAGACCAGCCACCCUUGGUGGGACGACCUAUUCACACAGAUCGCUUCCAAACUAGAUCAACCAAAAACAACAACAACCAAAACAACAACAAACUCAAACCUCAACAUCCAUGCUAUCGAUCUCGCCAAGCAGAAGGCUGGGAGGCUAGAACUCUAUAGACGAUUCAUUAGAGGGAAAACGAUCCAAGGAACGAUCUCAGAAGAAGAAGAAGAACAAGAGACAGCAGUUACAACAGAAGACGAACCAAAUCAAGAAGAAGAUUCACAACAACAACAACUAGAAGAAUCAACUCAAAAGAAGAGCUCUAAACGCAAAACUGACCAAGAAUCACCCCCAUCCAAGAAACGGAAGUCUACUACUACCACUACUAAUACGGAACAAGCUACACCGCUUGAAACUGAUUCCAAACAGAAGAAGAAGAACAAGAAACGAAAGACUAGCGAGGCUACCAAAGAGGAUGGAGUUGAAGAAACCGGUUCAAAGGAGAAGAAGAAGAAGAAACAGAAGAGACGGAAGACAACCGAUUCGACUCUAGACGAAGGAGUUGAAGAAACUGGUACGAAGGAAAAGAAAAAGAAGAAACAGAAGAGACGGAAGACAGCUGAUUCGACUCUAGACGAAGGAGUUGAAGAAACUGGUUCGAAGGAAAAGAAAAAGAAGAACAAGAGACGAACGAAAGACGAUCAAGUAACAGAUCUAGAAUAGAAAUAUAUGCAAGAACAUGCUCAUCAUCUCCACUCGAAUCCAUAGCCCAUCAAUAUCGAUCACCAACAGCUCAAAAACAAGAAAAAGAACAGAGAGAAAGAGUCUCCGGUUGAAUGGAUCGACAACAGCAAGCUAGAGACCAAUCCUUCGAACCUGAAGAAGAUCAAGAGUAGAAAAGAUUCAUAGUAGAGAUCAGAGAUAAGAAUCACUCUGGAUUCAACCAAAACAGUUGUUUCAUGUGACUCAUUUAUACUCUCCAACCCUUCAACAACUAUUCAGCCUCUUAUAAUACCUCUCAGCUCAAAAGAAUAUACUUUCUACCAUGUCCUUAUUCUUGUUGUUGUUGAUGUUUUUUUUAACCAUAGUUGUCUUAAUGCAUUCAUUCCACACCUUUCAAUCAAAAUCAAAUCUGCAGAUGAUUGCAUUCCAACCAAACAAACAAGGCUUGUAAACUGUUUUUUUCUUCUGUGCAGUCAUAAACCAAACAAAAAGUGAAUCAGCUAGUUCUUC
Molecule: messenger RNA, 1444 nt
Organism: Puccinia graminis f. sp. tritici CRL 75-36-700-3
Lineage: Eukaryota; Fungi; Basidiomycota; Pucciniomycetes; Pucciniales; Pucciniaceae
Exons: 2
Coding region: 95-934 (279 amino acids)
Biological process (GO): regulation of ribosome biogenesis
Cellular component (GO): nucleolus
Source: RefSeq, a predicted model, not a curated record